Molecule: messenger RNA, 1221 nt
Organism: Closterium sp. NIES-65
Lineage: Eukaryota; Viridiplantae; Streptophyta; Zygnematophyceae; Desmidiales; Closteriaceae
Source: the annotation of a GenBank genome assembly
AUGUACAUCACCCUUUACGACAUAGUCACCCGGCUCCCUGACUCUCUCCGCGUAGUCAGGGACCACUUCCUCUCAGUUUGCCCCACCACUCUCACCGUUGAACUCCUCGAGAAGGCCCUCCUAGCAGCAGAGAAGAGCAUAGUCGCUGUAGGAGCCUCUCGUGGUGACCCUCGCACCCCCGUCUUUGAGGGGUAUUCCCCCUCCCCCCUCCUGCCCUCUGUUGCUUCUUCUGCUGCUGCCAACCUCGUUGGUUUCUACAAGGUCGGCGCAGCGUCUGCCCCUAGCGGGAGACGCUGCACCGGCAAGGGCAAGGGGGGCAAGGGAACUGGAGGGGCUAGUGGGGGCGGUGGAGGUGGUGGUGGAGGCAGUGGAGGGAGUGGGGGUGGUGGUGGGAGUGGUGGCGGGGGUGGCGGCGGCGGCGACAGCAGUGGAGGCGGAGGAGGCGGCGGAGGUGGCGGAGGAGGCGGAGGUGAAGGAGGAGGCGGAGGCGGCGGCGGCGGCGGUGGUGGAGCGGGUCGCAACUCUGCGCAGAGGAGUGGGUCAGGUGGUGGUCCGCGCCAGCAGCAGCAACGUGGUGUGCCCCGUUGUCCCCUCAGCAGCUUCGUGAGUGGUACGCUGCGCGUCAGCGCGGUGGGGGUACUGGUCCCUGCACUUACGUCCUCCGUUGCGGCGACCGAGCUGGCCUUACACACCUUCACCCUUGACUCGGGUGCGUCCCGCUCCUUCUUUCAAGACCGCACCACUCUUACGCCGCUCAGUCGGACGGUUGCAGUCUCCCUUGCGGACCCCUCUGGGGGUCCUAUCCUUGCUAGCUUCUCCACUGUCUUACCGUGCCCGGCAGCCCCCUCUGGCACCCUGUCAGGUCUCUACCUCCCCUCGUUCUCUACGAACUUGGUGAGUGGAGCGGACCUACAGGAUAGGGGGGUUGACCAGUUCACUCCUGCGAGUCAGCGGGUGACCCACUGCAUGUGUGCUCGGACAGGCCGACACUUGGCCACGUUCACCCGUCGGCCAGGGUCGAGCAUGUACACCCUUACCAGUGAGUCUCCUCCGGCUGCUGAGUCUGGCCAGGUAGCUGCGACGAGUCAGGUGUUUGCUGCAGCGUCCAGGUCUCGUCCUAAGGGUGCGUCAGAUCCGCUACAACGUGAUUUGGCUGCAAAUUUGUCGCCCUUUUGGUCGACUCCUUUUUUCGCCAAAGUCGACAGAAUGGUCGAAUGCUAA